Schizosaccharomyces octosporus yFS286 is the source of this 3740-nucleotide messenger RNA. Its product is annotated as pentrin Pcp1. NCBI's taxonomy places the organism in Eukaryota, Fungi, Ascomycota, Schizosaccharomycetes, Schizosaccharomycetales, Schizosaccharomycetaceae. The record is from RefSeq and is a predicted model, not a curated record. The coding region runs from base 219 to 3638 and encodes 1139 amino acids. Gene Ontology annotation, cellular component: microtubule organizing center. The transcript has a single exon.
CUACGAUACACUAUGUCUCUUUGUUUGGGUUUCGAGUUUUCUCACAAAUUAUGGUAAAUAAAGGAAACUAGUGUUUUCGACUCUUUUUUUCAUAUUCUUUCUUUACCAAAAGUAUAGUUCUAGAUCUUGUACCAACUGUGGUUUUGGGACCGUCAAAGUAACGUUCCCUUUUGCAGAUUUAAUGCAUCCAAACAUCUUGUACUUUGAAACGUGAUCCCAUGGUACAGUCUGCUACACCUAAAGACGAAACGCCGGAUGAUGUUCCACAGGGGAGCUUCUUGAAUUCAUUCAAGAGAACUACGAACCUUGAAAAGCCUCCUACAGAUACGAGAGACUCGUUUGCACGAACACCAUCGCAGGGCUUUUCUAGUAGACAAGCGAACCCUUUAGAAUUUACACCACUCUUGAAUUCAGGGAGAAAGAACUCAUCUCAUCAAACAUCUUAUUUGGAUGAAAAAAGUCCCUACCGUCAAGAUUUCUCAAUUCUGUCGCCCGUGUCGGAAAAAGCAUCUCAGGAAGGUAUUAGUAUUGAUCAAAAAAGUGACGCUUUUGAUAUUUCAAAAUUGGAAGAGAGCUCUUUUAUAUCGAAUGCUGAACGAACGAACGAUGAGCUUCCUGCUAAUGCAGCUCUUACUUUACGUGAACAGGAAAAGAUCCUUGAGAAUGUUGGCAGAGAAAACUUUGGUCUACGUGUGAAAAUCGCUUACCUUAAUAAACGUCUUGAUUCUAUGGCACCAGAACAAAUCCGUGAAGCAGUGAACGACAAUGUGGAUCUUCAUGUUGAGCGAACGAAACUGCUUUUACAGUUAAAGAAAAGUGAACAACUACUUACAAAAUCACAUUCGGAAAAUGAUGAUCUUGUUAAAAAAAUUCAGUUUCUUGAAAAGGUGAAUAGCGUCGAACAAUCCCAAAAUAUGAAAGUGUUUAUGGAACGUAUUCGAUCUCUCGAAACCGAAUGUUCUCAACUAAAAGCUCAGCAAGCAAAGUCUUCUCCACCACCAAAUGAGAAUGCAAACCAAGUCGACAUGGAUUAUGAUAUGAGAAGGCUUCAAGACCGGUACGAUGAAAUUAACGAAGAGCUUAACGUUGCUCAGGAUAUGCUAAAUGAGAAGGACGAAGAAAUUUCUUCACUGAAGAAGCAACUAGAGGAACUUCCAUCUGGUGAUCGUUCACAUUCACGAAGCAAGGAAGACAAUUCUCAUGUUCAACUACUGAUGGAUUUUGAAGUACUCGAGAAGAAAUAUGAUGAUCUACAGGAUGAAUUGGUUCAUUUGAAAGACGAGCUUCAACAAAAAAAUAACGAACUAGAUUACACGCAGGAUAUUUCAGAAGUGCAAAUGCUAAAAGAGAAGCUACACGAAGCUGAACUUCAUAUAGAGUACCUCAAUAAUCAAAUCCACGACUUUGAAGACAUGAACAAUGAGUUGGAAGACCUCACUAAUCAUAUAGAAAAUAUGGAAAAUGAGAAAAACGAUUUACUUGUGAAGAUUAAGUCUCUAGAAAGCACUAACGGUGAUUUAAGAGAGAUGUCGGCUUCAUUAGGAAAUCAACUCGAGUCUUUUAGAAACAAAAAUAUAUCUUUGGAAGAGAAGAACAAAAUGCUUGAGUUGAUGUCGCAAUCUAAUGAUACGGAAAACAUUCUGCGGGAACUGAAUAUCAGACUAGAAACGAUAACUGCUGAAAUGACUGAUUUACGUAUGAGAUACGAGUUGAAUUUAGCUGAUUUAGAUUCUUUAAAGAAAGAAAAAAUGAGUUUGCAAUUUGAGAAUGAAAGACUUCGAGUGGAUACUGAAGUCACUGUUGGUCAGUUGAACCAGGAUAUUGAACAUGAAAAGGCAAAGUAUGCCCAGCUGGUAGAAAAUUCGACGAGAACUCGAAAUUCGUUGGAAGAGAAAAAUGGCUCUUUGGAAGUUUCUCUGCAAUCAAAGGAGAAAAGCGUUUUUCUACUUGAAGAGCAAAUUCGGAACUUACGUGCAUCUGAGCAAGAACUAUUGACAAGAUUACAUAGCGGGCAGGAAACUAUUUCAAAUCUAAGAAAAAAUUUGAAUAAGUUUGAGCUUGAAAAAGAAGAGCUAAGUCAAAAAUUGCGUGAAAGAGUGAUUUCGUCUCCUGCUAAAAGCAGUAAUCUUAUUGAUAAUAUGAAUGAUGAAUUAAGUGUUCUUCGAAGAGAAAUUUCAGAUAUUAAAGACGAAUUAGAAUUGAGUGAACAAGACCGUGAGGAAGCGUUAGCAGCGCAAGCAAAAUUAACAUCACAGGUCGAUCAAUUGAGUAAAGAGAGACAAAAUAUGAUGUCGGAAUAUACGAAGCUAAAAGACGAGCUUUUUCAGUUGCAAGACCGAUAUCGCAGAAAGGAGUUGGAAGUAUCAGAUUUAAAUUUGAAACUUUCGGAGAAAAGAACAUCCGUAACUAAUGUUGAAGAAAUUGAAAAACAGAGGAAGAAAUUAGAUAUAUUUGCUGAAGACAUUCGACGUCUUGAAGCUGAUAAGAUGAAUUUGGAAAAAGUGGCAUACCAAUUGAGUAACGCUAUACAGGAGUCGGAAGUCAAUGAGAAUUCUUUUAAAGAAAGGUUCUGUGCUUUUCUUCUAGAAAGACCGUCAUCGAUAACCUUCGAUAAAGUUGUGACCCAAAUUGAAGACUUAAUCAGAAGUCAGAAACAGAAAAUUCAAGAAUUGCAAGCGGAAAUUGACAAACUUAGCUAUGAGAGUUUGAACGGCCAAUUUGCGACGAAGGUUGGAUUAUCUGAACCUGAAAAGCUUGGCAUUUCUCCUCUUGAUAAACAUAAAGUUCAGGAAAUGCUGGAAAGUUAUCGUGAGCGGCUUCAUAAAGAGGUAGAAUCCAAGUAUUCUCUCAAAGCUGAAUUACAGAAUUUGAAGAAGGACAGUAGAUCAUACUUCGAGAAGGCAAGACUGCUAGAGAAAGAAAAGUACUAUCUGGAGUCCGAAUUAAUGAGAAUUAAAUCUUCUAGCAAUUCUAAUUUAAUAAACGAUGAAGAAAAAAGGUUACUACAUCAGAAGGUGAAAGAUCUAGAGAAGGAAUUACGAAUUGGUGCCCAACUUUGGACUGAGAAAGAGAACUUGAGAUCUCCUAAUGGUGAUCGACAUACCCUAGACUCAAUGAAAGAUGCCCUUUAUUCCAAGACCAUCAAGAUGGAACAACUAAAGUCGCUAUAUGAGAAACUGAAGUCAGAAUAUAACAUUUUACUGAGAAAUGAUAAAGCGGAAUACCCACGAUAUAACGAGUAUGAUAAGAUUUCUGCUGGAUCGCAAAAUUUACGAAUAAAACCUACUUCAGAAGUUAAGGGUUUAAUAAAGAUGACGCAGUUUUUACAGUCAAAGUUUGAAAGGGAGCAUACUCUUCGACUUGAUUUAGCUUUUUCCAAGAAGUUUAUAUUACUUCAGCUAACUGGGUAUGAAACUUGUAACAAACUCAAUCUACGUUUGUUGCAAAAGAUUGGCAUUACGCCAGACAAUGCGGUGAGAAAGAAGAGAAUUUCCUUUAAGAGUGUUACUAUAUUAAUAUGUUCUGUACAACGAAUGAAGCGAAUGAGGCAUGAUUGGCAGAAGCAAUUGGAAGUAAGACAAUCUUUACAAAGAGCAGCUGAAAAAGCGCGUUUGGAGGCUAAGAAAAUUAAUGUCUAAUCUAUAUGUUGAGUCGCAUGAAUGUAAUAUCAAUUUAUGAAAUUUAAAUAUGGAUAAUAAUUUAUUAAAAUUCAUUAAUCUUCGUAAACAUUAGAGCUUAUU